UGAUCCAUGCAGUUAGCUGGGAAGAAUGGUGGACUUAUGAUGGCAUAUCAGGUCCAGCCUUUUGGGGAUUAAUCAAUCCCGAAUGGUCUUUGUGCAACAAAGGACGAAGACAAUCGCCUGUAAAUUUAGAACCUCAACGCUUACUUUUUGAUCCUAAUUUAAGGCCUUUACAUGUAGAUAAACAUAGGAUAAGUGGUUUAAUCACAAACACCGGACACAGUGUCAUUUUCACAGCGGGCAACGACACAGUUGCCAAUUAUGAUGGCAUGCAGACGCCCGUCAAUAUCACAGGUGGUCCGCUGUCAUAUCGAUAUCGAUUUCACGAAAUUCACAUACACUACGGGCUGCAUGAUCAAUUCGGUUCGGAGCAUAGUGUUGAUGGUUAUACAUUUCCUGCAGAGAUACAAAUUUUUGGUUAUAAUUCACAAUUGUACAACAACUUUUCGGAGGCAUUAAAUCGAGCUCAAGGCAUUGUUGGUGUCUCCAUACUGUUACAGCUGGGUGAUUUAUCAAAUCCCGAACUGCGUAUGCUGACAGAUCAAUUGGAUCGCAUACGUUAUGGCGGCGAUGAGGCAUUUGUUAAACGCCUGUCAAUACGUGGCCUACUGCCGGAAACGGAUCAUUAUAUGACAUAUGAUGGUUCGACAACAGCACCUGCCUGUCAUGAAACGGUGACAUGGAUUGUCCAAAAUAAACCAAUUUAUAUAACAAAGCAACAGUUACACGCUUUAAGACGCCUUAUGCAAGGUAGUCCCGACCAUCCCAAGGCUCCAUUGGGUAACAACUAUAGACCGCCUCAACCUUUAUUGCAUCGGCCCAUACGAACCAAUAUCGAUUUUAAGACAUCAAAAACAAAUGGUAAAGCCGCCUGUCCCACCAUGUAUAGAGAAGUCUAUUAUAAAGCCACAAGUUGGAAACAGCAUUAAAACCCACAGUCCCAUCAAGUCCAACGAUGUUGUUCGUUUUUUAUACCAACCCACAUGAAAGCAGCAAUCAAAGGAG
Messenger RNA from Musca vetustissima, 1002 nucleotides. RefSeq names its product carbonic anhydrase-related protein 10 (gene CARPB). The transcript has 7 exons. The record is from RefSeq and is a predicted model, not a curated record. The annotation marks the transcript as partial. Lineage: Eukaryota; Metazoa; Arthropoda; Insecta; Diptera; Muscidae. Gene Ontology annotation, molecular function: carbonate dehydratase activity; zinc ion binding.